CCACGCCAUCAAUACAAUUCAUUUAUUUUCUCUUCUCUUCUCCCCUCUUAACCCUACGUCUUCCCUUCCCAAAAAACUUUCUUUUUCACGCAAACACACCUACACACUCUCUUUUACGUACCUCCCUGACGCCACUUACACAAUAAUGAAGUUCUCUGUUUCUACUUUCGCUCUGUGCGCUGUGCUGGCCGCCGCUGCCGUCAAGGCCCAGGAUGCUGGCGUCAUUGAUGAUGGUUCUGGCUCGCUCGAUAACGGUGAACUCGACGAUGGCCUUCUUGGUGGUGACUUGAUCGGCGAUGCUCUGGUCAUUGUCAACACCAAAGCCCCAGUUGUCGCCCCCACCUCUACUCAGGCAGCCGUUUUGGCCCCGUCCACCAUUCCUGACAGCAAUGACAACAGUGUUGUCAACAUCAAGCCCAAGGCUAAUGAGGCAACCAUCUCUACCACUAUUUCUGCUCCUGCUGUCGUGGACACCGCAAAAUCCACACCUAUCUCCGACAAUGUCCCUGCUGUCGCUGAUACCGCUAGCUCCAAUAGCUCUAGCUUGAGCGAGGACGCCGAGGUCGGUGUUAUCAACGACAGCGCCAUUGUUAUCUCUGCCGAAGCCAGUGCCUCGGAGAGCAGCACCGCUGUCAAGGAUACCACUACUGUUGUCGAGGAUACCACUGCUGCCGUCGAGGAUACCACUGCCGUUAUCGAGAAUACCACUGCCGCUGUUGAGGACACCACUGCUACUGUCAAGGCCACCACUGCUGAAGUUCCUGAUAUCGCCUCUGAAGCCUCUGAGGAGGAGCUUGACUCUGGCCUUCCCGACAACGAGGUGAGCGAUGCCAGCGAGGAAAAGUCUAGCAGCAGCAUCAAGGCCAGCUCUAGCAAGAAGCCUGCUUCUUCCUCCCAUGACGAGGAUGAUGAGUCCAGCAGCAGCAGCACUGGAACCAUUAUCCCUGCUCUGUCACUUACAACCCUGCUUAUUGCCGGUGUGUCCAGCAUGCUUUUUUAAACAGUCAAACCAUGCUCUUGGUAGUGCCAAUUCUAUUUGAGUUAAUAUAUCAAAAGCGUUCUUUAUUGUUAUCCAACGCCAAAGCGCG
Kickxella alabastrina is the source of this 1088-nucleotide messenger RNA. RefSeq lists its product as uncharacterized. NCBI's taxonomy places the organism in Eukaryota, Fungi, Kickxellomycota, Kickxellomycetes, Kickxellales, Kickxellaceae. The record is from RefSeq and is a predicted model, not a curated record. Bases 146 to 1000 code for a protein of 284 amino acids. The transcript has a single exon.